This is a messenger RNA of Ananas comosus (pineapple), 954 nucleotides long. RefSeq names its product serine carboxypeptidase II-3-like. NCBI's taxonomy places the organism in Eukaryota, Viridiplantae, Streptophyta, Magnoliopsida, Poales, Bromeliaceae. Gene Ontology annotation, molecular function: serine-type carboxypeptidase activity. Bases 1 to 798 code for a protein of 265 amino acids. Gene Ontology annotation, cellular component: vacuole. The record is from RefSeq and is a predicted model, not a curated record. Gene Ontology annotation, biological process: proteolysis. The transcript is spliced from 3 exons.
AUGACGGUGGUGUACUUGUCUUUGCUUUUCGGUUUCCUAUGCUUCUUCGCAUUUCCAAAAACCAACGAAGCUAACAUGCAGGUCGAGCAGUUGUUGAAGCUGAUGAAAUCCACUAUGUUUUCGAGGCCUGCAGAAUUGUGUUCAUUGGCCGAUGGCGCACUUUCUCCGGUUUUUGUUGGCCAACAAGAGGGGCUAAUGGCGGCCGACAAGAUCGAUGCUUUGCCCGGCCAGCCCGAGGGUGUCGAUUUUGUGCAGUACAGCGGAUACGUGACGGUGGAGCCGAAGAAGGGAAGAGCUCUCUUCUACUACUUUGCUGAGUCUCCACAAAAUUCGUCGACGAAGCCUCUCGUUUUGUGGCUUAAUGGAGGACCAGGUUGCUCAUCACUAGGGUAUGGAGCCUUUGAGGAAAUAGGCCCCUUCAGAGUAAAGAGUGAUGGAAAAACACUUUACAGGAACAAAUAUGCAUGGAAUAAUGUGGCUAAUGUGCUGUUUUUGGAGUCGCCUGUGGGCGUGGGGUUCUCGUAUUCGAACACAUCUGAUGAUAUUUACAGUAAUGGAGAUAACAGAACUGCUGAGGAUUCCUACACUUUUCUCGCCAACUGGUUCGAGAGAUUUCCGCAGUACAAGGGCCGAGAUUUCUUCAUCAGCGGAGAGAGUUACGCGGGGCAUUACAUCCCGCAGCUCGCUGCUACCAUUCUUCGUCACAACAAAGGCGGCAGCAACCAGGCGGCCAUCAAUCUCCGCGGCGUCGCUGUGAGUGAACUGCACCUGAAUGUGUUCAAAGAGCAAAGAACAUAAGAAGCUGAUUGGUAAACUUUGGUUGUUUUUUUUGUUCAUCAGAUAGGGAAUGCUUUUGUAGAUGUUCCAACAAACAUGGAGGGGACAUAUGAGUUCCAAUGGGGACAUGCUUUGAUCUCUGAUGAGAGUUACAGUAAAAUUCGAGAAAAAUGCAAC